Messenger RNA from Drosophila guanche, 1488 nucleotides. RefSeq names its product zinc carboxypeptidase. The transcript is spliced from 2 exons. The record is from RefSeq and is a predicted model, not a curated record. Gene Ontology annotation, molecular function: metallocarboxypeptidase activity; zinc ion binding. Lineage: Eukaryota; Metazoa; Arthropoda; Insecta; Diptera; Drosophilidae. Bases 113 to 1456 code for a protein of 447 amino acids. Gene Ontology annotation, biological process: proteolysis.
AGGUGUUCCGCCAUAUCGUCCACAUCUAGGGCCACCCGCUGCAACGUAGAGUCUUCGCUGGAGUUGAACGUCUCCUGGUGCUGAUAGCUGCAACGAAAAAAUCGAAAUUAGCAUGCAAAACACACUCCAAAGAGGGAGUAUAAAAGCCCUAGUCCGUGGGCAUUCCAUGAUUAGUACGAGAAUGAAAGUUCUACUAGUGUCACUGUCGCUUGUGUCUCUUGUGGCCCUGUGCCUGGGGGAACGUCUAACCUUUACGGAUCAUCGUGUGUAUCGGUUAGAGCCAAAGACCGAAGCUCAGUUGGAGGGUUUGCGACCAUUGGAGGCCACGAACGAGAGAAUCACCUUCUUGAAUGAUCUUCAUCUUGGUGCCUUUAAUGUGCUGAUUUCUCCCAGCUACAAUGAAGAGUUUUUGCAGCUGCUGAAGAGCUUGAAACUCGCCCCAGAGCUGCUUGAUGCGAAUGCACAGGAGAGUCUCUCGCUGGAUAUCGAACCCGUGGCAGAUGCAAAUCGUCGCAGCGAUGACUACUCCUGGACGGAGUAUCACGAACUGAACGACACCCAUAGCUGGAUGCAGCAGCUCGUGGAGAAGAACCAAGGCAUUGUCAGCACCUUUGUGGCUGGCCGCAGCUACGAGGGAAGGGAGCUACUCGGACUGAGGAUCAGCCACAGUGCUGGGGUCGAACGGCAGGCCAUUUUUUUGGAGGCAGGAAUGCAUGCCAGGGAGUGGAUAAGUCCAGCCACUGCCACAUACUUUGCGAACCAAUUGCUUAGCUCCCAGCAGCCCGAAAUCCAGAGCCUAGCCCGAUCCUACGUUUGGUACAUACUGCCCCAUGCCAAUCCCGAUGGUUAUGUCUACACUCAUUCCACGAAUCGAUUGUGGCGCAAGACACGAAGUCCGCAGGAGAAAAACUGCAUGGGAAGCGAUCCCAAUCGGAACUGGGGCUUCCACUGGCGCGAGGUGGGUGCCAGCGAUGAGCCCUGCUCGGAGUCGUAUGCCGGACCCAAGGCCUUCUCGGAGCCCGAGACGGAGUCCCUGUCGCAGUAUCUAAUGUCCCUGCCAGAGCCCGUGUUCAUGUACGUCUCGCUGCACUCCUUCUCCCAGCUGCUGCUCUAUCCAUACGGACACACCUCCGCGCUGCCUGAGAACCAUCGCCAGUUGGAGCGCAUCUUCUCUGCCGCUUUGGGUGGCAUGAAGCGGCGAUUUGGCACACGCUACACGGGGGGGAGUGUCUACGAUGCCAUCUACCCAGCGGCUGGUUCCAGCAUGGACUGGGCCUAUGGUGUUCUCAAGACCAAAUAUUCCUUCACCUAUGAGUUGAGGCCUUCGGGCUACAGCUUCUGGACUGGUUUCAGGCUGCCAGCGUCACAGAUAAUACCCACGGGACAGGAGACAACGGAUUCGCUGGUGGAAAUGAUAAAGGCAGCCGCCUCCAUUGAGGGCUACAAAUUGCAAUAAAAAGUAAAGACUUUUGAAUGAAAAGAAGACUU